Molecule: messenger RNA, 1180 nt
Organism: Drosophila teissieri
Lineage: Eukaryota; Metazoa; Arthropoda; Insecta; Diptera; Drosophilidae
Product: atrial natriuretic peptide receptor 3
Exons: 4
Coding region: 254-1180 (308 amino acids)
Molecular function (GO): signaling receptor activity; peptide hormone binding
Source: RefSeq, a predicted model, not a curated record
GUUCUUAAGCAUAAAAGGGGAACAAUUUGUGAAAAUAAUCCAAAGCGUUUGAAAUUUGUGCGACAAAGAAAAAGGAGCAGCUGAAGGCACUUCGACGGCAAGAGCAACAUGCAGCGGCCGAACUUCGGUUCAAUUAUGCGCGCAAUCAAAGCAACUUAAUUACUCCAAGUUCUCCGGCGACAACACACAGAGGCGCAGAAAUAUAGAGACCGCAAUCUCAGAGCCAGUAGUCUAAUAGAGCAGCGCUGCGACUAUGCAAAUUAGCCAAACCAAUUCACAGAGACAGAUUGGUAAACAAAAUGGCACUGAAAGCGCCAGACCCGCAUCACUCGAUUUAAUUGAAGUACCAGUCGCAAGAGAAAUUGUCAACAGUAUCCAAAUUAGCAGACGCGCUUGCCUGUUCCCAAUGCUCCUUCUGCUCUUCCUGUUUGGCCUCGUUUUCGGCCCCCAGGAUUGUGUUGCCGACUGCCGCGAGGAGCCAGCCCGCGAUUGCGAGGCUAUUUGCGAUGCCAGUGGCAGGAACUGCACUAUUCGGGCAUUGGUUCUGCUGCCCGACGACAAUAUGUACCAGGCCUCCUUGCCGCGUGUCCUGCCAAUUCUCAAAGUGGCCGAGCAGCAGAUCCGCUCCAAGUCCUUGAUACCGCCGCACAUCGAUUUCGAGUGGCUGGCCCACGACACCAAGUGCGAUGCCUCCCUCGGCGUGAUCAAGGCCAUGGAUGGCAUUAUCAAGCAGUGCGCCCAGGUGAUCUUCGGACCCGUCUGCGAUUACUCCUUGGCUGCAGUAAGCCGGAUUACCAAAUACUUCAAUAGCCAGGGCACCCCACUCAUUUCGGUGGGAGGUUCCACCUACGACUUUGAGCAAAAGAAAACCGACUGUAAUGACGAGUUCUAUAUGCUGUUGCGAACGGGAAUGCUCAGUUUCGAGACAAUUUCCGAGCUGACCAUAAACGUGAUGAAGCGACACAACUGGUCGCAUUCAAUCUUCUACUAUGAACGGGAUGGCCAGCGGAGUGUGGCCGGAAUGCACACCUGCUUCCUCAUGAUGAAAUCCUUGGGAAAACAAAUGCGUAACGAGAACAUGACAUUCGCCCAGUUUCCGCUCGAGCCCAACUUGACAAAUCGCACGGAGGAAAUGCGUCGAGAAAUAGGCAAUAAACAUGCAAGUGAGUGGCACGAAUAA